Messenger RNA from Postia placenta MAD-698-R-SB12, 297 nucleotides. RefSeq lists its product as hypothetical. NCBI's taxonomy places the organism in Eukaryota, Fungi, Basidiomycota, Agaricomycetes, Polyporales, Adustoporiaceae. The record is from RefSeq and is a predicted model, not a curated record. The transcript has a single exon. The annotation marks the transcript as partial.
CUAUAUGCUGUAGUUGUUGGAGCGCAUGGUCAGGUACGAGCUCGCAAGCUCGGACGCGCGAGUAGCCGGGGGCCGGAGGCCCCUAUCGUAGUAUAUAACGACCGCGCGCGAUGUAUGUACGCUACGCGAUUGUCCCUUACGGGCAUCGCUACGCCCGUGGACAAACGCGCUCGCCGCGCUGUCGCACCGUUAUUCCAACAGUUCCUCGCAUGGGUAUUCCCAUGGGGCGACGCUUCUUCGACGCAGCGACUUAUGUUGGACAGUCGUUUGACAGCUCUCAAUGACAUUAGCACAUGA